This is a messenger RNA of Closterium sp. Yama58-4, 4047 nucleotides long. NCBI's taxonomy places the organism in Eukaryota, Viridiplantae, Streptophyta, Zygnematophyceae, Desmidiales, Closteriaceae. The record is from the annotation of a GenBank genome assembly.
AUGCGCCAAACACGACCCUUCCUGCCCAUUUUACGCGCGUUCAACCUUCCGCGCAACCUUUCCUACGUGUCACAAGUUAGCCUUCUCGCCGUGUUCUUCACCGUAAGCAGCGUGCGCCUGUCGUGGAGCCUAUUCCCGCACAACUUCGCGAAGCCGGUCGCACUGUGGCGCGACGCGACGGACGGCGCUCGGCGCACCGUGCCUGGGCUGGAGGGCAUCGAGGCGGACGUGGCGAGGGGCGUCAACCACAGCGGCGUUGCGGACCUUCCUACGCACAAAGCGGCGGCGGUGGCCGCGGAAAACGCGAGCCUAUCAUGGCAAUCCGUGGCGGUGGGAUCGGCGCCGCAUGAAAGUCGAGCGGAAGUGGGAGGGGACGCGGUGCACGAAGGAGGAGCACGCUUUGCGCGUCGUGUCGAUGUGCGUGGAAACGAGGAGAUGUCGCAUGGAGGCGAGGAGGAAUCGCAGAGAGACAAGGAGGCGUCGGAGGGAGGCAAGGAAGUGUCGCAUGAAGGCAAGAAGCUGUCGCAUGGGGAGAACAAGGGGUCGCAUGGGGUCAACAAGGGGUCGCAUGGGGUCAACAACGGGUCGCAUGGGGUCAACAAGGGGUCGCAUGGGGUCAACAAGGGGUCGCAUGGGGUCAACAAGGGGUCGCAUGGGGUCAACAAGGGUUCGCAUGAAGUCAACAAGGGGUCGCAUGGGGUCAACAAGGGGUCGCAUGGGGUCAACAAGGGGUCGCAUGGGGUGAACAAGGGGUCGCAUGGGGUGAAGGAGUUGUUGGACGGAGGCAAGGAGGGGUGGAAGGGAGGGGAACCGGUGUGGAGCAGCAGGCCCAGCGAGGGUACCUUGAGAAUAUACGAGGUGCGUCGUGUGAUGUAUGACGUGCGUGGUGUGAUGUAUGACGUGCGUGGUGUGAUGUAUGACGUGCGUGGUGUGAUGUAUGACGUGUGUUGUGUGAUGUAUGACGUGCGUGCAUGGGUGCAAGUGCAAGCAUGGGUGCAAGUGCAAGCAUGGGUGCAAGUGCAAGCAUGGGUGCAAGCAUGGGUGCAAGCAUGGGUGCAAGCAUGGGUGCAAGCAUGGGUGCAAGCAUGGGUGCAAGCAUGGGUGCAAGCAUGGGUGCAAGCAUGGGUGCAAGCAUGGGUGCAAGCAUGGUUGCAAGCAUGGUUGCAAGCAUGGGUGCAAGCAUGGGUGCAAGCAUGGGUGCAAGCAUGGGUGCAAGCAUGGGUGCAAGCAUGGGUGCAAGCAUGGGUGCAAGCAUGGGUGCAAGCAUGGGUGCAAGCAUGGGUGCAAGCAUGGGUGCAAGCAUGGGUGCAAGCAUGGGUGCAAGCAUGGGUGCAAGUGCAAGCAUGGGUGCAAGUGCAAGCAUGGGUGCAAGUGCAAGCAUGGGUGCAAGUGCAAGCAUGGGUGCAAGCAUGGGUGCAAGCAUGGGUGCAAGCAUGGGUGCAAGCAUGGGUGCAAGCAUGGGUGCAAGCAUGGGUGCAAGCAUGGGUGCAAGCAUGGGUGCAAGCAUGGGUGCAAGCAUGGGUGCAAGCAUGGGUGCAAGCAUGGGUGCAAGCAUGGGUGCAAGCAUGGGUGCAAGCAUGGGUGCAAGCAUGGGUGCAAGCAUGGGUGCAAGCAUGGGUGCAAGCAUGGGUGCAAGCAUGGGUGCAAGCAUGGGUGCAAGCAUGGGUGCAAGCAUGGGUGCAAGCAUGGGUGCAAGCAUGGGUGCAAGCAUGGGUGCAAGCAUGGGUGCAAGCAUGGGUGCAAGCAUGGGUGCAAGCAUGGGUGCAAGCAUGGGUGCAAGCAUGGGUGCAAGCAUGGGUGCAAGCAUGGGUGCAAGCAUGGGUGCAAGCAUGGGUGCAAGCAUGGGUGCAAGCAUGGGUGCAAGCAUGGGUGCAAGCAUGGGUGCAAGCAUGGGUGCAAGCAUGGGUGCAAGCAUGGGUGCAAGCAUGGGUGCAAGCAUGGGUGCAAGUGCAAGCAUGGGUGCAAGUGCAAGCAUGGGUGCAAGUGCAAGCAUGGGUGCAAGUGCAAGCAUGGGUGCAAGUGCAAGCAUGGGUGCAAGUGCAAGCAUGGGUGCAAGUGCAAGCAUGGGUGCAAGUGCAAGCAUGGGUGCAAGCAUGGGUGCAAGCAUGGGUGCAAGCAUGGGUGCAAGCAUGGGUGCAAGCAUGGGUGCAAGCAUGGGUGCAAGCAUGGGUGCAAGCAUGGGUGCAAGCAUGGGUGCAAGCAUGGGUGCAAGCAUGGGUGCAAGCAUGGAGUGUGGCACAUGGGUGCAUGGAGUGUGGCACAUGGGUGCAUGGAGUGUGGCACAUGGGUGCAUGGAGUGUGGCACAUGGGUGCAUGGAGUGUGGCACAUGGGUGCAUGGAGUGUGGCACAUGGGUGCAUGGAGUGUGGCACAUGGGUGCAUGGAGUGUGGCACAUGGGUGCAUGGAGUGUGGCACAUGCGUGCAUGGAGUGUGGCACAUGGGUGCAUGGAGUGUGGCACAUGCGUGCAUGGAGUGUGGCACAUGGGUGCAUGGAGUGUGGCACAUGGGUGCAUGGAGUGUGGCACAUGGGUGCAUGGAGUGUGGCACAUGCGUGCAUGGAGUGUGGCACAUGGGUGCAUGGAGUGUGGCACAUGGGUGCAUGGAGUGUGGCACAUGGGUGCAUGGAGUGUGGCACAUGGGUGCAUGGAGUGUGGCACAUGGGUGCAUGGAGUGUGGCACAUGGGUGCAUGGAGUGUGGCACAUGGGUGCAUGGAGUGUGGCACAUGGGUGCAUGGAGUGUGGCACAUGGGUGCAUGGAGUGUGGCACAUGCGUGCAUGGAGUGUGGCACAUGGGUGCAUGGAGUGUGGCACAUGGGUGCAUGCAAGGUGCCUCUGUGUGUGUCUGUGCCUUGCACUUCACUCCCUUGCAAACUUGCCCUCAUCUCCCCUGCAAUGCUGCCUUCUCUGCUCCCCCCUGCCUGCCCCCCCCACCCCUCUCUCGCCAGCGCACGGCGCAUGGGGCGCGUGGCACUGCUACUUCCACCGCCUUGCCUCGCCUGCCUGCCAGGCCGCUGCCCACGCGACACUCACACACGAGGGGGGGGCGGAGGGGUCAGAGGGCAGGGAGGGCGUGAAAGGGGGCGUAGGGGCGGGGUGCAGGCCGCUGGCGGAGGUGGGCAGGGCGGCGGAGUCAGAGGCACGUGCAGUGGUGGCGGGCGCAGGCGCUGCGCUUCAUGCUGCGGUGGCCCUCGUCGUACCUCUGCCAUGUGCUCAACCGCCACCGCCACCGCGCCUACGGCAUGCACGUGGCGCGCGGCAUGGCCACGCACCAGGCGGAGGGAGGGGGAGGCCAUCCUCUCCUCGCUGCUGCUGCCGCUCACCUCUGCUGCAGCACUGAGUCAGCAGCAGGAGGGGCGUGAGCUGGCGGCGCUCAACUUCUCAGGGGGGGCCCACUCGGUGGAGGCGCAGGUGUGGCCGGGGCUGGGGUUUGAGGGGUGCGUGGCGCGCGGGCGCGGCAACGUGAUGGCGUCGCGGGGCAACCCCCUGGCAGACUACUUUGGGGCCGGGCGCGAGGCGUAUGUGCUGCGCCCCAUCGUCGCCUUGCAUGCGGGAAGCACGGGGAACAUGGGGUGUGCGGGCAGAGGGCGGCGAUUAGAGAGUCCACAAGUGCAGCGGCCGACAGGGGAUGAGCAAGGGGAGAAUGAGGAGGAACAAGGGGAUGAGGAGGGAGGGAGGAGUGGGCGGGAGGAGGAGUUGGAGGAGCGGGUGAAGAGGGAGCAGCUGGCGGUGGUGGCGGGUGUGUUGCACGCGUACAGCCUGAGGCAGCACGACCCUGACCUCAAGCACGUGUGGCUCACCACUCCCUCGCAGGCCAUGCAGGCCCACCUGGCAGCUUAUGACGACUGGACCUUCCUCUACUCCCAGCACGACAACCAGGGCCAAUCAGAGGCUGCCAGCAUGGCAGGCGUGGUGGAGGCACAGCUGGCGAGUGUGCUGAUAGCGGCGGAGUCAGACUACUUUGUGGGUCACUGGCCUCGCACCAUGCCCGCCUCAUCCUCGCCCUCAGGGCCACCAACGGCCGCCUUGCUGCACCUGCUGCUCUGCUGA